Messenger RNA from Ipomoea triloba (trilobed morning glory), 825 nucleotides. Its product is annotated as 22.0 kDa class IV heat shock protein-like. Bases 81 to 647 code for a protein of 188 amino acids. Gene Ontology annotation, biological process: response to hydrogen peroxide; response to heat; protein complex oligomerization. The record is from RefSeq and is a predicted model, not a curated record. NCBI's taxonomy places the organism in Eukaryota, Viridiplantae, Streptophyta, Magnoliopsida, Solanales, Convolvulaceae. The transcript has a single exon.
ACAACAACCCAAAUCUGCAAUAUAUAUAAUCUUCCUAUUAACAGUCACCGCGAUAGAUUGAACUGAGAAUUCAAGAAAAAAUGAGAGGAGUUUUGUUUGGCUAUUGCAUUUUGCUGGCGCUGAUGGCAUUCCUGUCGCAAGGAUCUUUGCUCCCUCACAUAAUUGACCGUCCGGGCAGCCUACUCUCAUCGGACGGGUGGUUCUUGGACCCGUUCCGCGUGCUAGAAGAGACGCCACUGGCACUGGAGCGGGACGAGAGCUUCGCUUUGGCGCCGGCCAAAGUAGACUGGAAGGAAACGGCGGAGGGGCACGUGAUCACGCUAGAUGUGCCGGGGAUUAAGAAGGAGGAGCUGAAGAUCGAGGUGGAGGAGAACCGGGUGCUGCGGGUCAGCGGAGAGCGGAAGAAGGAGGAGCAGAAAAAAGGGGAUCAUUGGCACCGGGAGGAGAGGGUUCACGGCAAAUUCUGGCGCCGCUUCCGGCUUCCUGAGAACGCCGACCUUGACUCCGUCAAGGCCAGGCUGGAGAACGGCGUGCUCACCAUUUCCUUUGCCAAAUUGGCCCCGGACCGCGUCAAGGUCCCUAAGGUUGUGAGCAUUGAAGGGGAGAAGCCCGAAAAGAUAAGCGAAGCAGCUAAACAAGAGCUUUAAUAAUGGAGUUAUUACACCAACUGUACUCGAUCGAAUAAUUUCACUCAAUGCUGAGCUAUUUUCACUCCUAUUAAUGUAAUACAAUACAAUGUUGUAUUGUUGUAUAUGUAGUUUUGGGUGUUUGCCAAAUCAAGCAAUGAGAUAAUAUGCAAUAAAUAUUAGAGAUAACUGAUCUCAA